AUGGCCUGUCAGCGCCAGGUCGACGUGCUCGACAGAAGUCAGAUGAAUCUACAGUCCGUCCCUUCCGACAUCUUCCGGUAAGCCUUUUUUCUUCAGGCAUUGUUCAAAAAUUGCUUAUUUUUAGGUUUCGGAAGCUCGAGGAUCUCAAUCUCUCGAUGAACAACAUAAAAGAUCUGAGCAAGCAGCUGUUCAUGCUCCGAAACCUGCGGAUACUCGACGUGUCGGACAAUGAGGUGUCCGUACUACCACCCGAGAUUGGACAGCUUACCGCGCUCAUUGAGCUCAAUCUCAACAGAAAUCUGAUAACGGACAUUCCGGAGACGGUCAAGAACUGUAAGCAACUGAUGAACCUCAAUCUGAAUGGUAAUCCGUUCACAAGGUUAGUUUUUUUUUCAAAACAUCCAAAAAUAUAGUUUCCAGUUCCCAAGAAUAUUGAGCUUCGCUACAAUAGGAUUAUCCUUCCAGUGAUAUUAUUGUUUUGCAGAUUACCAGAGAGCAUCUGCGAGUGCUCUUCCAUCACCAUUCUCUCGCUUAACGACACCACACUGACGGCGUUGCCAUCGAACAUCGGGUCUCUGGUGAAUCUGCGAGUUCUCGAGGCCCGCGAGAAUCACCUUCGGACGAUUCCCUCUUCGAUUGUGGAACUGAAAAUGCUGGAAGAGCUCGAUCUCGGACAAAACGACAUUGAGGACCUUCCGGCAAAGUUCGGAAAACUCGUAAAUCUCCGCGAGUUCUUCAUCGACAUGAACGGAUUGUCGACGCUGCCGGACACCAUGUCCGAGUGCCGGAAUCUCGAUCAACUGGGUGAGUCUUCCAGAGUGUUCGGAGUCAUCUGACAAGGGAAAGAAAGCUUGCAGAUGUGUCAGAGAAUCAGAUUAUGAAACUGCCGGAUGACAUAGGAAACAUGUCCAGUUUGACGGAUCUCAACAUCUCGCAGAACGUCAUCAACGAGCUACCGUAUUCGAUUGGAAGUCUGAGAAAGCUGCAGAUGCUUAAAGCCGACAGAAAUUCUCUGACUCAUUUGGCGCCGGAAAUUGGAAACUGCCACGCGCUGACCGAGCUGUAUCUGACAAACAACUUGUUAUCGGUGAGGAGAUUCAGGAAAUGUAGACCAAUAUCGGCAUGUUAAAUGAUUUCCAGGAGCUUCCCGACAGUAUUGGAGAUCUGAAACAGCUCACAACCCUCAACGCAGACUGCAAUCAAUUGACGACCAUUCCGGCAACGGUGAGUCAUCUCUCGCUUCUUUCUUUUGUUCUCAAAAUAAACGAAAAUCGAUGUUUUCAGAUUGGAAACUGUCGAGAGCUCUCGGUCCUUUCUCUCCGCCAAAACAACAUCACCGAUUUGCCGAUGGAAAUCGGACGGUGCGAGAAGAUGAAAGUGAUCGACGUGGCCUCGAAUAAGCUCACCUACCUGCCGUACACUGUCAAGGUUCUCUACCAACUGCAGGCUCUGUGGCUCAGCGAGAACCAGACACAAUCGAUUCUGAAGCUGUCUGAGAGCCGAGACGAACGGAAGAACAUGAAAGUGGUCACGUGUUAUCUCCUUCCGCAAUACGAUGCGCUGGAAUCAGGAGUAGAUCACGGAGCCGACCGUGGACAAGCAAGCAGAUCGUUCCUCGGAGGGCCGAAAGUUCACUUCCACGAUCAGCAAGACACGACGUUCGAAGAACCGGAGCUUCCGGCGCACGGCAACUUCGAACGGCACAACACGCCGCACCCGAAGACGCCGAAGCACAAGAAGGGGUCGAUAGACGGACACAUGCUGCCGCACGAGAUGGACCAGCCACGACAGCUUUCUCUCGUCUCCAACCACCGAACGUCGACCUCUUCCUUUGGCGAAUCGAGCAACUCGAUCAACCGGGAACUGUCUGAUAUCAGGUUCAUUGAUGCUCCUUCGUGAGUGUUUCGUUCGCCUUUGUUUCCUUUUUUGCAUGCGCGUUCCUGAUUUUUACCUCUUUUUGUUGUGAAAGUCUAGAAUCGAUCAGUAUUUUCCUAUUUUCCAACUUGUGUUACCUAGCGUUGUUCAGAGUUGCGAACGGUGUCCGGGAAGUGGCAUCGCCAGAUCGGGAAGAGCUCGGAGCAUCCAUGUCGAGCCUCUCGAACCUUGGAUCCACUCAACAUUUGCACACCAUCAAAAUUCAAAAAGAUCCGACCGGAAAGUAAGUUAAUCUAUUAUUUUUUUAAACUUUUUCUUUGAAUACUGGGAAUUCUGGUGGGAUUACUGUGCUUCUUUCGUUCUUCCGUUUUUCUAACCUCUCCUUUGUUUGCAGACUGGGACUUUCCUUCGCCGGCGGCCGGUCCAACGAUCAGGCGCCGAACAGCAACGGCGACGGCGGACUGUUCGUCACGAAAGUGACACCGGGAAGCUCGGCAGACCGAUCCGGCCUCCGAAAGGGCGACAAACUGAUCCGCGCCAACGACAUCAACAUGGUGAACGCGUCGCAGGAAGAGGCAAUGUCCGCCAUUCAAAAACGGGAUACCGUCGAACUGGUCGUUUCUAGGCGAACGCCGUCGCCGGUGUCAAGAACCUCUGUGAGUCGGCCAUGUGAGUGUGGACUGAAAGGACACAACGCUACUAAUAUUGUAAUCUCAUUGGAUUCUCAGUAAUAGGAAAAUGUCUAUAAAAAAAGGGGGGGGGUGGGUGGUUUUUUGAGCCGGUUGAUGCCAAUAAUGAGUUCAACUUAGUGCGACGCAAAAGUAGUACUAGAAAACGGCGUUCUGAGUGUGAGUAUGAAUUCGGAUUUGCAGGACAUAAGCUACGGCGGCAGCACUCACCAACUCAACCAUGAAGCGGGUUCUCCGGACAGUGCACUCUUCCUGUCCGCCAACUGCACCACCACUCCAGUGUACGCCUCUUAG
This is a messenger RNA of Caenorhabditis sp. 36 PRJEB53466, 2858 nucleotides long. NCBI's taxonomy places the organism in Eukaryota, Metazoa, Nematoda, Chromadorea, Rhabditida, Rhabditidae. The record is from the annotation of a GenBank genome assembly.